AUGUCUGAAAAUGGGGGAAAAGUAGCAGAAACAAGUGAUAAUGCGGACUCCGUCGGAGGGAAAGCAUUCGGAGUGACUGUGGAUCGUGUAAAACUAUGUGACCCGUGUUUUGAGGAAGGAACCGAGUUCCUAGCGGCGAAGUUCUGUGUUGAAUGUGAGGAAAAUCUUUGUGAGACUUGUGUGCAACAUCAUCGGAAAGCGAAGCCUUGUAAAAACCACGAACUGGUUGAUACUGGUGCUGAAGUGCAAGGCUCCAAGGAAAAGGAGAGAAAAGCUGAUGUAUUUAACUGCACGAUUCAUCAAGAGGAACUAACCCAUUACUGUGAGAAACAUGGUAAACUCUGUUGCUUUAAGUGUGUACGCGGGAUUCACACCAUGUGCGGAGACAGUGUUUGUAAAGUUGACGAAGCAGCUGAGAAAAUAGAAGAGAAUCGGAUUUUCAAAGAGUUCGUUGACAAGCUGCAUCAUUUGGUAGUUGAGGCUCAGGACAAUGAAAAUAGAGCUACGACAAACAUUAAAACGGGAAUGGAACAGUUUCAGAAACAAAUGGAGUCUGCAAGAAAGAUGGCCGAUAAAGAAGUUGGACGGAUAAAAACAAUAGCGUCGUCCAUGGAUUCCAUUACGGGAGAACUCAGUAAGUGGAAAAAUCUCGUUGAAAAUGCUAAAAAGGCGAAAGAUUAUGGAAAACUAUUCAUUGCCAUGAAAAUUGCAACAGAGCAACUCGAAUUCCAUGACGAGUCUAUUCGUGCUCUGGAAAGAAAUAUCAAAUGGACCCUUAAAUCAAUGCAUUUCAUUUCAAUGGAAAUACCCAGUCCAAAUCUUUUAAAAAAGAUAAUGCUGAAUGGAACUUCUAACGUAAGGGACAUAUGUGUAAUAGGAGAACAUAUAGCGGUCGCAAAUUCCAGUAUUUCCAGCAUUAUUUUGGUAAACGUUAGUCAGUCUGCAACUAAUUUGGAGAUAAAAGGGAGAGGAUAUCCAUGGGAAGUGACUGCUAAUUCCUCCGGGGAAAUGUAUGUUUGCUUCUUUAACAAAUCCUUUAUAAGAAAAUACCUACACCCUCUAACUGACAUUAAUGAUUUCAUUGAGAUUAACACCGAUCCAAAACGGUGUUGCAUUCGCUGCUAUCGUGAUGUUGUCAGAAUUCAAGGUCGCAAUCCGUACGCUUUACAAGAAAUGGACGCUUCUGGAAUAACAAGAAUAAGACAUAAAGAAAGUGUCCUGUCUAGCAUUGCUUGUGUAGAUAUACAUUCAGCAAUUGACGAAAAAACGGGGUCUAUGUUCCUCAUUGGCAAAGAACCAUUUGGAUUGAGAGAAAUCACCGAAGAUGGCGAGGUAAACACAAUCGUUUUGACAAAACCAAUACAAGAUCCUGGGGGAAUCGUGGUGGAGUCUGAUGGAACAUUUCUGGUCAGCAGCGAGAGCGGAAAGAGCAUCAAACGUGUGACGGUGGAGGGAAGUGUGGAGGAUUUCAUCACUGGUUUGGAGUUUAAACCACAUGGACUUGGCUUUGAUAAGCAGAGGCGGUUAUUGUACGUGGGUGGCAUUGGUAGCAAUGUUAUUUUCAUGUAUUCUAUAUAG
Messenger RNA from Mya arenaria, 1578 nucleotides. RefSeq lists its product as uncharacterized. The record is from RefSeq and is a predicted model, not a curated record. Bases 1 to 1578 code for a protein of 525 amino acids. The transcript has a single exon. Gene Ontology annotation, molecular function: zinc ion binding; protein binding. Lineage: Eukaryota; Metazoa; Mollusca; Bivalvia; Myida; Myidae.